Molecule: messenger RNA, 168 nt
Organism: Dentiscutata heterogama
Lineage: Eukaryota; Fungi; Glomeromycota; Glomeromycetes; Diversisporales; Gigasporaceae
Source: the annotation of a GenBank genome assembly
AUGACCAAUAAAUCAAACGUUUUUGAAAGUAACUUUAUUGAAACUGUAAAUAUCGAACAGGAACACACAUUUACUUCAAAUGAAAUUCAAUUUAGCAUAUCCAUUCUUUCAUAUUUUAACUAUGACAAAGAACUUCAAUUAAUUCAAAGUGAUUUCUUUUCCAAUCAA